Aspergillus alliaceus is the source of this 2014-nucleotide messenger RNA. Its product is annotated as GTPase-activating protein RNA1. Gene Ontology annotation, cellular component: cytosol; perinuclear region of cytoplasm; nucleus. The transcript has a single exon. Gene Ontology annotation, molecular function: GTPase activator activity; small GTPase binding. The coding region runs from base 159 to 1409 and encodes 416 amino acids. The record is from RefSeq and is a predicted model, not a curated record. Gene Ontology annotation, biological process: nucleocytoplasmic transport; activation of GTPase activity. Lineage: Eukaryota; Fungi; Ascomycota; Eurotiomycetes; Eurotiales; Aspergillaceae.
CCUUCGCUCUUCUCUUACUUUUCCACACGCUCUCUUUAUACUUUUCACUAGUGCAUUACUUCGUAUAGUCGCCUUAGACAUUAUACUGAUCACCAUUUUAGUGUUAUCUUCUCUGAUUGUCUCCUUUCAAUACUCUACCCCCUGAAUUUAACCCCGCCAUGGCCCCUCCCAAGGUCUUUUCUCUUGAAGGCAAAGGCCUCAAGCUGGACACCGCUGAGGAUGUCGAAGCCCACAUCAAGCCUCUGUUCGAGAGCACCGACUAUACGGAAAUCCGUCUUGGUGGAAAUACUUUUGGCGUGACAGCCUGUGAGCGUUUGGGUUCUGCCUUCUCCACCCAGAAGAACCUGGAAGUCGCUGAACUUGCCGACAUCUUCACUUCACGUCUGAUCGAAGAGAUCCCGAUCGCCUUGACCCACCUUUUGCAUGCGCUCCUUGAGAUCCCGACUCUUCACACUGUCAAUCUUUCCGACAAUGCGUUCGGCAAGCGGAUGUCCAAGCCCCUCGUCGACUUCCUCUCGGCCCACGUUCCUUUGCGCCAUCUGAUUUUGAACAAUAAUGGUAUGGGCCCCGAUGCUGGUGUGGAGAUUGCUGGGGCGCUGGAGGAGCUUGCAAAGCGUAAGGAGGAAGCCCGCAAAGCAGGAAAGGAGGUUCCCCAACUGGAGAGCAUCGUCUGUGGACGGAACAGACUGGAGAACGGAAGUAUGGCGGCUUGGGCCCGUGCCUACAGAGUUCACGCUGCAGGUAUGCGCUCGGUGAAGAUGACGCAAAAUGGAAUCCGUCAGGAGGGCAUCUCCCUGUUGUUGAGGGAGGGUCUCCGCCACGCCAGCGGCCUCGAAGUUCUUGACCUGCAGGAUAACACUUUCACCGUCAUGGGCUCUACUGCUCUCUCCGAAGUGCUGCCAGGCUGGACAGCCCUGCGCGAACUUGGCGUGGGCGAUUGUUUGCUCUCUGCCCGUGGUGGUGUGAAGGUUGCGCAGGCUUUGGCUGGUGCCAAGAACGAGAAGUUGGAAACCCUUCGUCUGCAAUACAACGAGAUCUCGGCCGAGGGCGUCAAGCAGUUCUUACAUGCGACCAAGACUGCGCUGUCAUCGUUGCGUCGAAUCGAGCUGAAUGGAAACAAGUUCAUGGAGGAGGAUGACAACGUGAAUGAGCUACGUGAGAUCUUGGAGGCUCGUAAGGAGGAGCACGGCAAGGAUGACGACCCUGAGGAGAUGUGGGGCGUGGACGAGCUGGAUGAGCUCGAAGAGGAAAGUGACGAGGAGGAGGAAGAGGAAGAGGCCGAAGAGCAAGAGGAGAAGGCCGAGAAGUUCGUGAAAGACAAUGCCCAGAACGAAGAGGCAAAAGUUGCUCAGAAGAAGGAUCUGGACGUUGACGAACUUGCGGAGGCGUUUGGCAAAACUGCCCUGUAAACAUAUCUUGGCUUGGCCGAUUACUCGCCCACCUCCAUCAUUCCCCAUAUAUCGGAUGCACCGGCGGUACCUUUUUACGCGCAGGAGCUGUGGUCAUGUCCGAUGAUGUGUCUAGCGCCAGCUGGCAUACGUCAGUUAGCUACGGUCAAAAGAGUCACCCAGAAUGGGCUCCGCGAAUGUCCGUAUCAACGUGCCAGUUGAGAUCGCCCUGACAUCCGUCACCGUGACUUGCGCGCUUACAUGGAUACCACCGACGUCCUCUGCUUUAUGCUUUAUGCCCAUCGUCAUGUUCGCAUCUUGGUAUCUUCUUCACUUUUGUUCAGGGACAUUAGAAUAGACACAGCCAUUGGCCUGUUCCAACCAUACGACUUAACUUUUUCUAAACCCGAGUGAUGUAUAUAAUGGACUAAAAAUGAGAAUGGAAUCCACCGGCACAGAGAGAUAGAGAGAGGAAGAGAGUUCGUAGGAGGAAUCAAAUGGUCAUCUGUCAUACUUCUUAAUCGGUGAACAGGAGCCAUUCCGAAACAGGCAAUUCGGGCUUGGCGUGGAGUAUUGGGAAUCGCGCGGAUCGCAGCCUUCAUAAAUUACUUCCGACUUCCACCUCU